Molecule: messenger RNA, 1251 nt
Organism: Emericellopsis cladophorae
Lineage: Eukaryota; Fungi; Ascomycota; Sordariomycetes; Hypocreales; Bionectriaceae
Exons: 2
Coding region: 1-1251 (416 amino acids)
Source: RefSeq, a predicted model, not a curated record
AUGGAGGGUCACCGGCACGCAAUGGAAUCGAUCCAGACCACCGAGUUUGGUUCAAAACGGUUCCACGACAAGAUUGAGCAGCAACAGCAUCAGCAUCAGCAACAACAACAACAACAACAACAACACCAUCAUCAUCAUGAGACGCAGCAUGAUACCGACUCUUUCGCGUCAGGAUCCAAGUUCAUCCUGCCUUUGCGCGAGUCCAGGGCCGAGGUCGAUCCUAUCAGACCGGAGAAGCGCGAAAAGCGAGUGUUUCCUAAUCUGAGGCACAAGUUCUCGUUUCUUCACCAGUCGAAACCGACACAAUUACCAGUCGAUGUCCCACCAGUACCACAAGUAGCGCAAAUAUCAACAUCAGCUUCGGGUUUCCGCGAGUCGAUCGAGUCAAGGCGACAGAGAUUGCACCUCAAGUAUGUGCAGGAGCACGGUCAUGGGCUGAAGAUGGGCGCGCACACAUUCAACCCCAUUGAGAAGGAAAUCAUGGACAUGUACGACGACGAGACUCUUCUGCGGGUGCAUGAAGUGUUCCCGCUGGUCAUAUCCUCUUUCUGCCGCCGACUGCGACCACCUACCUAUGUCGGCCGUGUUGAACGAUCACUGCGUGGUUACGUGCGAGAGAAGCCAUCUGACGAUGUCCAUUCGGCAAUCCUUUGCAUUGGCGGACUACGCGAGGUCGAACGUCUCUGGGAGAUCAAAGGAUACAACAAGCGUCGAACAGCGGUCGAUACCUGGUUCUGCUCGUUGACCAAAGAUGCACUUUCGUCCGAGCACCCAGCAUCCCCUGAGCAACCCGUCAAGACACGGCGAGGCUUGUUCGGUCGUAAGAAGUCAACUAGUGGCGAAAGCCGCGAAGGUACCCGUGAGCACCAUCGUUCCUCGUUUAGCAGCCUGCACCGCACGCGGAGUGCCACAGGGUCGAUUGACAACGGGUGGACGUUUGACUCCAACUGGAUCUUCAACACUUCACUUUCCGCCGGCGUGCCAAUGGGCUCGCUCAGCCGCGAACAAGCCCAGACCAUACUGGACGACCUGCCUGUGUUGCAGAGCAUCUGGCUGCCCACAGCGGAGGCUAUCAUCCUCCAGCGCAAAGUUGUCAACAGGACACAAGAUAUUCGGCGCAACCAGCAAGUCAUGCUCGACCUCAUCCGUGAGGAGGGGCUCGAUAGCAUGGACGAGUGGUGCUACGGAAGCAAAUUGCACGACUCCGUGAAACCACCACCUACGACUGCCGGCGACGACGAGGCCGAUUGA